AUGUAUUGGGAAACUACCGUGAAGCAGAAAAGGGAGGAUCGCGAUGGUGCCAUCCAGAGCUGCGAGGCUCAGCUCCCCGCGGUAACCGAUGAGAGUAUCGUGCCAGAACAUGCCAAUAUUUCUUCCCUUCUCGAUCAAUUGAAGACCGGAAAGAUAACAGCAGAGAAUCUAGUCUCUGCUACAAUCCGAAGGGCCAUCGCUUCACACAAUGAGACAAACUGCCUCAGCGAACCUCUUUUUGAAAGCGCACUUGAACGCGCAAAAUCUCUCGAUGAGUACUUCCAAAAACAUAAGCAGCUCAUUGGUCCUCUCCAUGGCAUUCCAGUAUCAGUAAAAGACCAAUUCAACAUCGCUGGGCUCGAUACGACCCUGGGCUAUGUCGGUCGCUCAUUCAAGCCCGCCCGCGACAAUGCAGUCAUGGUGACUAUUCUUGAAAAGCUAGGUGCAGUCAUCAUAACCAAGACCGUUAUCCCUCAGAGCAUCAUGUAUGGCGAGACCGAAAGUCCUCUCUGGGGACUCACUACAUAUCCUGGAAGACCCGAGCUUUCGCCAGGCGGUUCAUCUGGUGGAGAGGCUACGCUGAUGCGAAUGUCUGGAUCACUUGGAGGCUGGGCAACUGACAUUGGAGGCUCAAUCCGCGUCCCAAGUCAUCUCUGCGGCCUUUUUGGGUUGAAGCCUUCGUCUGGUAGGUUCUCAUACUCUGGUGCAGCAAAUUCUCAUGAGGGGCAGUCUCAUGUUCCUUCAUCAAUUGGUCCAAUGAGCCCAACGCUCUCUAACCUCAUCGCUUUAACCAAAGAAUGUCUACUCGCAGAACCAUGGAAGCUUGACCCGAACGUGGUUCCAAUUCCAUGGCGACAGGCCGAUUUUGAGGCCGUGCAGAAGCGAAAACUCACCAUUGGUAUCAUUCUCGACGAUGGGGUUGUGCGACCUCACCCAGAAAUCCAAGAAGCGGUCCGCCGGGCAGUGGCAAUCUUCGAAAAGGCAGGGCAUAAAGUCAUUCCCUGGAGUACAGCAGACCACUCAAGCUGCAUCGAGAUCCAGGAUCAGUUCUACCGUGCUGACGGUGGAGAGGAUAUCAAGACUGAAGUCGCUGUUGCAGGCGAGCCGAUGAUUGCCCAUGUCGAAGCGCUCGUCAAAUCGUCCAAACCGAUAUCGGUGUAUGAAUACUGGCAACUCAAUCGCCGAAAGACAGCAGCACAGGAGGCUUACAACAAGAAAUGGACUACGACUGCUGGUCUAGAAAAUGGAGAAUGUGUCGACGUUAUAAUCAGUCCUGUGUCGCCUCAUACAGCUGUUACGCAUAGGUCAAGCAGAUGGACUGGUUACGCCAAGAUAUGGAACUUUCUCGACUACACAGCUAUGUCGUUCCCUUUUGCAGAAUUCGGAAGCUCUGAGGAUCCAACAUCCUAUCUACAUGAUUACGCGCCGCGCAAUGCCAUUGAUGAGUGGAUAAGGGGCCUUUAUAAUCCCGAAGCAAUGAAAGGGCUUGACAUUGGUGUACAGAUCAUUGGAAGGAGGUAUGAAGAGGAAAAGGUCUUGGGCGUAGCAUCAUUGUUAGAAAAGCUCAUCAGAGCUUGA
This is a messenger RNA of Fusarium verticillioides 7600, 1578 nucleotides long. RefSeq lists its product as hypothetical. The coding region runs from base 1 to 1578 and encodes 525 amino acids. Lineage: Eukaryota; Fungi; Ascomycota; Sordariomycetes; Hypocreales; Nectriaceae. The record is from RefSeq and is a predicted model, not a curated record. The transcript has 4 exons.